Carassius carassius (crucian carp) is the source of this 2837-nucleotide messenger RNA. RefSeq names its product nuclear cap-binding protein subunit 3-like. NCBI's taxonomy places the organism in Eukaryota, Metazoa, Chordata, Actinopteri, Cypriniformes, Cyprinidae. Gene Ontology annotation, molecular function: mRNA binding; RNA 7-methylguanosine cap binding. The coding region runs from base 104 to 2176 and encodes 690 amino acids. Gene Ontology annotation, cellular component: cytosol; nucleus. The record is from RefSeq and is a predicted model, not a curated record. The transcript is spliced from 13 exons.
UCGCGAGGCUCGAGAGCAGUGUUAGCACAGCUAGUGCGAGGCUCCGUUCACUUCAUUGAGAGUUAGCUGUUAGCCGCUAUUUCGUUUAAGUGAGUGAUCAAUCAUGGCGGAGGUGCGCAGCCUGCGGGUGUCUGUGAAGUCGGAAAGCGCGUCCGAUCGGUCGGAGUCAGACUCGGAAUCGGUCUCCGAUCGAGAUGCCCAGGAAGCGGAGCCCAUGGAGGUGGAGGAGGGAGACCCGGAGCUGGAGUCCAUCUCUGUUCGCCGAAGUUUAAAGGAGCUGUUGCCGGACACCAGCAGACGCUAUGAGAAUAAGGCUGGCACCUUCAUCACUGGAAUCGAUGUCACGUCUAAGGAGGCCAUUGAGAAAAAGGAGAAGCGUGCAAGAAGAUUUCAUUUUAGCGCAGAGGAAAAUCUGGCACAGAGGAAUGUUGUUCUAGACCGGGAUCUGCUGAAGAAAGCGAUCCCGAAUUUGCGUCUGGAAGCCCUACACAUGAGUGGAGUCGAUGACAUGAGCACUCAGGAUGUUUUUGGCUACUUUAAAGAGUAUCCACCUGCCCACAUUGAGUGGAUAGAUGACACUUCCUGCAAUGUGGUGUGGCUAGACGACAUCACUUCAUCCAGAGCUCUCAUUAACUUGAGUCGGAUGCCAGACAAAAAAGAGGUCACAAACACUGACAGCUCGAAACCAUCUGAACUUUCAGUCCAGCCGCAGAAAGCUCGGCGAAACCAUGGCUCUGAUGAUGAUGAGGAGGAGGAAGGCGAGGUAGAUGAUGAUGGCGAAGAUGAGGUGGUGAAAGCAGAUAAGAGCAGGAACAGUGAUGGCAGUGAGGGUAAAGCUAGCGACAUUGAGGAAGAAACCGAAAAGAAAACACAGGAAACCGCAGAGACAAGUCUGCUUUCCCAACCGGAGCGAGAGUCUCUUUUCCGAAAUGAUCUGCGGCCCACAGUCAAGCCCUUCAAAGGCAACAAGCUGUUGUUGCGCUUUGCCACCCAGGAUGACAAAAAGGAGAUGGGUGCGGCCAGAAGAAGUCGAUACUACAUGAAAUACGGGAAUCCAAACUAUGGCGGCAUGAAAGGGAUCUUAAGUAACUCUUGGAAACGGAAAUAUCACACGCGCAGAAUCCAGCGUGACAUUCUGAAGACCAAAAAGCCUCUGAUUGGAGACAGCAUGGGACACACCCCACCUUACACUCAUCGACACUCUGCUGACCUGGUGAAUCUGCCAGAAGAGCCUAUUGAAGAAGAAGAAGAGGAGGAAGAAGAGGAGGAUGAUGGAGAGGAAGACAUGGAUGCUGACGAUAGAGUAGUGGAGUACAGAGAUCGGGGAGACCGGGAACGGGGGCCACGGCUUGGGGAAGGAGACCUGCGUAGUCGCUUAGGAGGCCCAUCACCUGAAUCUUCAGAUUCAGAUGAGAUGGACUACGAUCUGGAACUGAAAAUGAUCUCGACACCCUCUCCCAAAAAGAGCAUGAAGAUGACCAUGUAUGCCGACGAGGUAGAAACCAACCUUCGGAGUCUUCGAAACUCCAUACGGACUGAGACGAGUAGCAGUGUUAAGAGUCGCAUUGGCGGUGGAGGAGGAGGCGGCUCGUCCAAGUCUACAUCAGACAAAGUGACCGAUGUGAGACAGUUACUGGAGGAGAAGAGGCAGGGACACUCUCAGCAGAGAUCAUGCCCACCAGUGACUACAAGUGGCAAGAUGGAUGUGAGACAGAGAUUAGGCAAAAGACCACACUCUCCGGAGAGACAUCGCUCUGUCUCUCCCGUCAUCUCUAGGAACGCAGUGUCUCGGAGAGAGCCUUUGACUGAUGUGCGCAGCCGACUCGGAGUUGCAAAACUCGAGAGCCGUAGUCUCUUCUCAGAGUCCUCGAAAGACAAGAAAACCGGAGGCUUGUGGAGCCGCCUCGGCCCGUCUCACAGGGACAACAAAGAAGAUGACAAGGCUUCUUCCCGAGCGUCUUCCUCAAGAGGAAUAAGGCGACAAGAUGACAAGGAAUCUGACAGAGUUGAUGGCAAUGAAGAGGAUGACACUCAGCUGCAAAAGAUGUGGGGAGCAAUGAUCAAGCAGAAGGAGCAGCAGUCCAACAAGAUGAAGAAAAGCCGUCUGGACAGCUUGCCCUCGCUGCAGAUCGAGAUCAGUCAGGACAGCAGCAACGGCUCAGACAGUGACUCCUGAAUGAAUCCUCCUGUAGGACGUGUGGGAAUCGGAGGACUGAUGAACGCUGUGGAAGAGAGUUGGAGAAAAUCUGUGAUAGACUGGGCCAAGAGACCCUGACAUGUAUACUUAAACAUUCCCACACUCCCACUAAUAGAAAAUGAUUUGGUUGUAUUUAACACAAAUUGAGGGCCCAUUUUAAUGCACCAGUUUGACAAAAAUAACCCGUGAUUCGAUGGACUGUCUGUUAGCAGUACAGUUUUUAAAAUCUUGCCAGUAUGGUUGGUUUUCGUUUAUGUUACAUUAUUAAGACUGUCGUAACACUGUGCAUUUGAUGUGGAGAACCCAAUGGUCUGAGGUUUUUUUGUUUCUCUGGUGCAAGAAUUCUAUAUUUACUGGACCUGAAUGGAUCAGUGCUUCAUUGUACACAGUGCUAUGAAAGGGGCACAUAAUGUAGCCAAUGUAAAGAUAACUGUCCCCAAAGGAAUGGUCUGCAAUCCCUAAAUAUAUGUGGUCAGUGAAAAAUACAAGAAAAAACACUGUAUGUUGAAUAAAAAUCAUUUUUUACAUCGGAUUGGGUCUAGAAAUUGAUAUGUGACUGCAUGUCAGUGUUCAAAAGCAGCAUAUGAAAAUCUGUAUUGUAAAUUGUCAGUAAUGUGCAAAUAUAUUACCGUUUCCCUCA